AUCCCCAGGGUGGGGCAUGGUUGGUCCCUGGCAGGUUCAGGCAGGCAGAGGGCCCCAUAGCUGCAUGAGAGCUGAGGUUCCUUCCCUCUUCCUGCCUCUACACACCCUCCACCCCGCCACACAGCUGAUGAAGUGCCUGCAGAGGAUCAUGAGAGCAGAAGAAGCCUCGGGCUGCCAGGUGCCCCACCGGCCCUGGGUGUCCAUCCGGAGGGUGGCUUUGUUGCUGAUUCUCCUUGGCAUGGUGAUAGGCUGCCUCGUCUGCAGUGUGCGCCUCACCCGAAAGCAGCAGGUGGAUUCAACUGGGUGGGACUUAGCGGAGCUGCAGCUGAAUCGCACAGGAUCGCGGCAGGACCCCAGGCUGCGCUGGCAGGGAAGCCCAGCCCUGGGCCGCUCCUUCGUGCAUGGGCCAGAGCUGGACAACGGGCAGCUGCGUAUCCAACGUGAUGGCAUUUAUAGGCUGCACAUCCAGGUGACCUUAGCCAACUGCUCUUCCUCUACGUGGACCGCCAAGCCCCUUAGCGCCACCCUGAGCGUGGCCAUCUGCUUCCCCACAGCCCACAGCAUCAGCCUGCUACGCCUCAACUUUCACCAAAGCUGCUCUGUCGCCUCCCAGCGCCUUACCUUCUUAGCCCACGGGGACAUUCUCUGCACUAACCUUACUCCGCCUCUGCUGCCCUCCAGAAACGCUGAUGAGACUUUUUUUGGGAUUCAGUGGGUGUGCCCUUGACUUGCACCAUUGCACUUCCUGGCCCAGAUUUGUUGAGAAGUUUUUUCUUUGUUUUAUCGUCAAUUUAUUCGUAAGUAUUUUAUUAUUUUAUUAUUGUAUUGUAUCCAAAGGUUGUAUUUCUCUUCCUGAGAAUGCAUUGGCUUUUUUUUUUAACUUUUUUAUUAUUUUUUCUUUUUUUGGUCGCAUCAUGUGGCAUGUGGGAUCUUAGUUCCCCAAGCAGGGAAUGAACCCACACCCACCUGAAGGGCAGAGUCCUAACCACUGAACCACUGUGAGAUUGCAUUGUUAAUGCACAGAAACGUGAUUGAUGUUUCUAUAUUGAUUUGGGGUGUGUGUGUGCUGUUUUUCUGUUUGUUUCUUUGUUUCACUUUACAGAAUCUGUUUAUUAGAUCCAACAGUUUUUGGUUAAAGUAUUUUUUAAAAACUCUUCUAAAAAUAAAAACAAUUUUAUUUCUUCCUUUCCA
This is a messenger RNA of Aethalodelphis obliquidens (Pacific white-sided dolphin), 1191 nucleotides long. RefSeq names its product CD70 molecule (gene CD70). Gene Ontology annotation, biological process: immune response; tumor necrosis factor-mediated signaling pathway. NCBI's taxonomy places the organism in Eukaryota, Metazoa, Chordata, Mammalia, Artiodactyla, Delphinidae. Gene Ontology annotation, cellular component: plasma membrane; extracellular exosome. The transcript is spliced from 3 exons. The coding region runs from base 17 to 727 and encodes 236 amino acids. The record is from RefSeq and is a predicted model, not a curated record. Gene Ontology annotation, molecular function: tumor necrosis factor receptor binding.